Molecule: messenger RNA, 2301 nt
Organism: Trichoderma reesei QM6a
Lineage: Eukaryota; Fungi; Ascomycota; Sordariomycetes; Hypocreales; Hypocreaceae
Exons: 2
Coding region: 1-2301 (766 amino acids)
Source: RefSeq, a predicted model, not a curated record
AUGGAUCUCGACGAAUUCUCCGACGACGGCUUCGACGAUCUCACCGACAAUGUGCUCCAGGAGCUCGAGAACAGGGCGCUGCAGUCCACCCAGGCCCAGCAUGCCCGACAUGCCGUGACGCAGCAGCUUGGCUAUGCCUGGGAGCAGGAGGACGACGACCUGGACACGACCGAGGUCAUCAACGAUGGCGGAGUCGCAGUUGGCCGUCCGAUUGUCGACAAGACGCUGCGACAACAGCAGCAGCAGCAGCAGCAGCAGCAGCAGAAACAACCGCAGCGCCCUCCGGUGCCCAACCCUCGAUGGAACCCCGCGGUUGAUGCUGCCUCCAUGGCCAAUGUCCGACCGUUGAACCAGCCCUUUAUGAGUUCACAGCGGUUCCCGGAUCCUUCGCAGGGCGCCGUCCGCCCUCAGACAGCACAAAUGACCGCUUUGCCGUUGCCUUCCCAAGGGCAGUCUGGAGCCAUGGUGACGGCACUGCAGAAACGGAUCCGAGCCCUGGAGGCUGAGCUCAACGCUGCUCGCGGUGAAGCCUCCAUCCUGCGCUCAAACUCGACAAAGGCGCAACAAAGCUACGACGAGCAGAUCUCGCGCCUCCGCAAGCUGAAUGCCGAGCAAUUGCAGAAGCAGGAACGGGCGAUGGAAGCGGCUCUGGCGGCUGAGAAGCACGCCAAUGUCGAGCUUCAGUUCUUGCAGCGUGACAUGAGGGAGGCUAAUGACCGAGCUCGUAAAAAAGAUACCGUCGCCGCUGGCCUGGCGACACCGAAGAAGGCCUCCAAAACGUUUGGCUUCGCGGAUGGCUUCGAUGACAUGGAUAUCGCUGCCAGCCCGAGCAAGGGCCAGGGCAGAAACAAGUCUGCUGGCUCUGUCGCUGCCAAUAUCGGAGAGAGAACCCCGAGCAAGGGGAAGCGAAAGCGCCCCGUGUCCGAGUCGCCCAUGAAGGCUCUCGACAUACACAUGGGCGAUGUCGAGAUGAUGGACACCAAGCCCAUAUCCCAACCGGCGUUGCAGCAGCCUGUCAUAGUAGCCGCUCCCACCGCCCCCUUUGAUUUCCUGCAACUUGUUCUUGACCAUGGCUUCGCCCAAGGACAACCCCCGACCUUUGACAUUCUCUCGCGCAUCUCUUUUCCUUCCGACCCAGCAGUCUCCUUUUCCACCCUCAUUUUCGAGAGACUCCCCCUUAUGGGCAACCCCUACCAGCCAAUGCAGCUGCUUGUUGAUUUUGCAGAGCAAAUCAUCAUCCUCUGGACCCGAUGCUUUGAGGAGCGGUUUUGGGAACCUAUCAAAUACCUCGUGGCGCUCAUCUCUUUCACCUUUCAGCUCAACACCUCGUCUGUUGCGCCCCUCAUCAUCCCCCGCCUUGUGCCCGUCGCCCAGACCACGAUAUUCACCGUGGCAGAAGGGCUCUCGCGGCUCUCCGAUGCAACGACGGCCAACAACGACGAUCAGGCUCUCUUGGAACAGCACAUUGACACCACCCAUAUGCUCUCGCUACUCCAGACUGCGUCCUUGGCCUGCGCAACCGUACCGACCGAGGUUGAAGACGGCGCUAGAUACACCUCUCCUGCAUUUUGGAAACUCAUCUCUCUUGACUUUACUCUUCUUCUUUUGAUGCCCAAGCAGAAGAUUGCCGAUAUCAUUGGCAUGCUCGAUUUGCUGGCCACCUCUUCGCUGCCCGACUCCAUCGGCCCAAUCUCUGACGAGAAGGACGCGGCAUCCGUGGCGCGGGCCGUCAUUGAGCGGGUAUCUGCCAAGCUGAUGGAGCAUCCCCGUGCCACAACUACACCCGCUCAGAAAAGAAGCGUACGACUUGCCGCCCUUCGCACGCUGGUGACCUUUGCGAGGCACGAGUUUGGCGCUCAGCAGCUGGCAUCCCACGAUAACGCCAUCCCCCGCCUGGUGGCAUGCUUGAGUACAUCCAUCGACGAGCUGUAUGACCAGCCUAUCCCGCCUGGCAUUCUUCCUCCUUUACCGGAUGCCAUGACGUCUUCGUCGCUGAAGUUUGUCGAGUCUACGACUUCUGCAGAGUUAUACCGCAUCAUCUCCCAGUGCGUGACUCUCAUCCACACCCUCGCCACCGACCCAUCAACGGCCAACUUGGCCGAUAUUACUCGAAAACUGUCAUUGUCGCAUGGCGGAAGUCAGCGCUAUCUCAUUGCACUUGGAAGGUUAAGCUUUGCCGAGGAAGACCUGGUCAUGGAGGCGGGGAUUGAGGGCGAAGUGGUCGAAGCGGCGCAUGAGCUCUUGGAAAUGGCUGUGACGCCGGAUGAGGGAGAGAUUGUUAGUGAAGCUUUUGGUGCGUAA